Messenger RNA from Hippocampus comes (tiger tail seahorse), 3441 nucleotides. RefSeq names its product interleukin 17 receptor A1a (gene il17ra1a). The transcript is spliced from 11 exons. NCBI's taxonomy places the organism in Eukaryota, Metazoa, Chordata, Actinopteri, Syngnathiformes, Syngnathidae. The record is from RefSeq and is a predicted model, not a curated record. Gene Ontology annotation, molecular function: interleukin-17 receptor activity. The coding region runs from base 136 to 2127 and encodes 663 amino acids.
GGUCCAAAAGGGCUGACGGUGUCCCUGACAAGAGUCCAGGAUGAGGCAGGACAUCUGCAGCCUGUCCUGGUUGCGAACUGGACCCUCAGGGAUGACGGCAGCAUCAGUUACCUAAAAGCCACCGAGCUGCACGUCAUGGUGAUGGCCACCAAUCAGCACCUGUGCGUCCGCUAUUCCUUUAAAAACAAACUCCCGAUGAGGAAUCCGCACGACGACAUGUGGUCAUUCUCAGCAAAUAUGGUGGUGGUGGACCCGGGUCACAGCUAUCGGGUUUCUGUCUUCAACAUCCCCAAACCGGAAGUGGGCCACAGCGACUAUGACGUCAGCCAGGAUGUUGUUGUUCCAGGUUGUCAAGACUCGCGGAUGCUCGUGACCCAGUUUUGCAUCGAGAGAGGAAGUCUUUGGCAGUCCAACAUCAGCCUGGACGUGACAGCCAAACAAAGACAGACACUGACAGUCAGCUUCAGUCCUGACCCGCUGUGUGACGAGUACAUGGUUAUUGUGAACUGUGCCUCCGACCAGCAUGUUGACCAUGCGCACAAGGUCAACCAGGCGCGUCUGAAUGUCUCCUUCAGCCUGGCGAAGUGGCCCAGAUACUGCUGCCAGUUUGACGUCUCGAUCAAACCCAUGUUCCGAAAAUGUGGCGAAGACUGCACCCGUCAUCAGAGAACGCUGGACAUUUGUUCAGCCAAGCCGACAGUUCCUCCGGAUGCUCCCCAAUCCACACCUGUUAUCGUGUGCGCGGCGCUCCUAAGCGCUGGGAUUUUUGCCAUUUUUAUGUACAUCCUGUGCGGGAGGCCAGGCAAACCCGGAGAAGCCUCGCUCGCAGAUGAGAAACCGAAACGGCAAGAGCAGGAGCGGCAAAUUCAGCAGACCCCCAAGGUUCUGGUGAUCUACUCGCAAGACCACCGCCUCUACAGGGACAUCGUGCUGAAGCUCUGCGCUUUUCUGAGGGCGAAAUGCGGAGCCAAGGUGCUCAUCGACUUGCUCGACGCCACCUCGGUGGGCACGGUCGGCCGCGUCCGCUGGCUGGAGUGGCAGCGGGGCCAGUUGCGGAAUCCCACCGACAAGGUCUUGGUGCUCUGCUCGCGCGGGGUUCAGGCCAAGUGGCGCGCCAUGUGCGGCCACCGCCGCGUCACGUUGAAGGAAGACGUCCUGUCGCCCACCGACGACAUGCUCACCCCUUUCCUGAACCUCUUCCUGCCCGACAUGCACCAAGCGCGCAAGCACGGCAAGUACGUGGCGGCUUACUUCGGCGACGUCAGCGGCGAGCGGGAUGUGCCGUCGGUUUUCGACAUCGGCGUGAAGUACUCGCUGAUGAAGCACUUUGAGGAGCUGUACUUGGGCCUGCUGGACAUUGAGAAGUACCAGCCGGGUCAGAUCAACCACAUACGGGGCAUCGGCGGGGACGAAUACUUCAACUGUCCCUCGGGUCGAGCCCUGAGGGACGCCAUCGAAACCUUCCGGGCGUACCAGAUUGAAAACCCCGACUGGUUCGAGAGGGAGUGCGUGCAAAGUGAGGAAGACCUGCCGAUAGAGUCCGGUGGUCUCGUUGACCAGCAGCGGGGCUCGCCGGUCCUCGAGUGUCUUCCGCUCAUCCGAGACGGACUUCCCGUCUAUACGUGCGAGGCGGCCAUAAGAGAUAACGGAACCGGCGUUCGAGUCUUAACCCCGGAGCUGAACCCGGAGAGCCGGCGCUCGUCCGGGGCAGAACUUUUGCCGCUGGUGAACCCUGCGAACGGGCACCGGCGGCAAUCGGUCCUGCCUCAUCUCCACCCCACCGACGGCCCUCGGUCCGUUUUUGUCGCCGAACCCGUUUUGUCCGUCAAGCGCCCUCCGUCUGCUGAGGGGAGGCGCAUAAGUCAGAUCCCUGAGGAGGAUGAGGAAGAGUCCGAAGUCCUGAACUCCCAGGGAUCAAACUCACAAGAGUUCUCUCUUGGGAACCAAAUCAGCCAGCCUGCGGAACCCGGGGCGGACGCUUCCAACAGUGGAUCCGAUCAAGGCUACAUCUCCAAAAUGCCUUCCCCGCUUGGAAGUCCUUCCGAGGAGGACCCCCUCGUGGCUCUGGUAAGGCUGCAGGAGGAACUCUUUCUGAAAACUCUGGACGGCUCUGAGUUUGAGCUGUAGACCCCCCGUUUUCAGGGACAGCGGUCACUCCAGGUCCAAUGGGUUCAGAAAACCAUCUGACCUGUUUUUUCUUUGCUCAGCUCUUAGCUUUGUGCUCCUGCUUCUGUAUCCAUGGAGAGGAAGGAUGCUCUUUUGCUUUUAAAAUCCCUGUUGCACUUCAUUUUUUUUUUAUUGUUGUUUUAUGAAGUUGCACUCAUGACAAAAUGUGGCACUUUUAUUUUGAAACGAAAUUUGCACUGUGUUGCGUUUUCUUCGGUUCCACUUGUAAUCAUAACCUUCAAAGAACCCAAUGGUACUUUUUUUUUUCCCCAAUAAAAGAUUUUAUUUUAUUUUAUUAUUUUUUUUUAUUUGACCGUGACCACACAAUAUUCUUGUCUUAACAUCUACGGUACAUCCAGUAGAUUGGAAUAUAACGGUACAGAUAUACAGCACACAACUUGACCACGUGUAGGUAGUACUAGUUUCUGUAAACAACAGCAAAGUUUCCCUGUAAACGUGUAGGAAGAAGGGGGGGGGCAAAAAAAUAUAUAUAUAUAAAACCGGUUUGGGUUCCAAAUGUUGCGUAUUGUUCAGUUUGUGUCCAUGAGCGAGACUGAAGUCCGUUUUUUUUUUUUUUUUUGUCCUUUGGUAGUUUGAAUGAAACUAUGCUAGCUCAUGCAGAUUACAUUACAAUGUGACAUUUGUCUUUUUUUUUUUUUUUUUAAAGCAUGAAAAACAAAAAUCAUAGAAAGCAUUUAAAAAUAUUUGGUGUGAUGCGAUACGCAGCCGAUUGUUCCACAUGAAGCAAAGGCGAAAAGAAGCGAUUGAAGCAGCAUUAUCUUGCACACAAAUCUUGAAUCGAUCUCAUGAGUCGGGUCAUGUGACCUGCUUUGUGGAGGGGGGGGCGGGACGGGGGUUUCAUUGGGAGUCAUAAACAGGAAGUCUGUGGUUGAUGACAUCAUCAAGCGGGGCAGCAAUUGGGCGGGGGGGGAGGGGGUCCGGUUGCACCCGUUGCCAUGGCAACGGGUAUCUUGCCCGCACCCGCGAGCUCGGCAAAAGUCCCCUCGACUUGUGCCGCUUGAUUUAUUUGACCUCAAGCCGAUUUCACGUUGUCAGGAUGGCGGUGGGAUUGUCGCCCAAAAAAAUGUCCUCCAAAACCCCUCAUGGGAAUUUACGCGAUAGGAAAAAAAAAAAAUGUUUGAAAUGGAUGGCUGGACAUUGCACGUCGUGUAAGGCACGAGUCAGUUUCAGCGCUGACCUGCCUGCUUGGUGAGCAAAUCAAUUGUACAGAAUGCAACGCUAUGAGGCACUAAAUGCAGACGACUGCGCAAAAAA